Molecule: messenger RNA, 1728 nt
Organism: Nipponia nippon (crested ibis)
Lineage: Eukaryota; Metazoa; Chordata; Aves; Pelecaniformes; Threskiornithidae
Source: RefSeq, a predicted model, not a curated record
AUGUUUUCCAGCUUUCCUACGCUUAAGCGGGGACAAACCUCAAGCUGGGCGCCGCGGCUGUGCGGCUCCGGGCUGCGCCUCUUCGUCCAUGUGGCCAACACGGCUUUUGGACAGAUCUGCUUACUGCCAUUCUUCAUACGGCUGAACAACUUAUCGCUCAUGCGUUCACUUGACAUUCACGAAGAUCCCACGUUUAUCCCGGAGGUUGCUGCGGAGGUUAUGGAAGACAAGUCUGAGGCUAAAAGGACUUCGGAUAUUAUCGAGCAGCUGAUAGAUGCAAGGUCUGAUUCUGCUAGCAAUGGGUUUAGCUUCAAAGGGAUUAAAGACUACCUGGACUGCUACCGGAGUGGGAAGCUGACACCGUCUCAGGUAGCAAAGAACAUCAUUGCCAUGCUGGAGGACUGCGACAAAUCCACGCCCCCACUCAGAGCGAUAGUGCAAUGGGACCAGGAGCAAAUAAUGCUGAUGGCUGAGGCUUCCACUGCUCGUUACAGGAAUAAAUGUACCCUGUCUUAUCUGGAUGGCAUCCCAGUGUGUGUGAAAGAAGAGUUCAAAGUGGUACCUUAUCAUCACCGAGUGGGAACAGUGUAUCUUGGGACAGAGCCCGAAACAGAAGAUGCUACUGUGGUCAAGAAGCUGCGAGAGGCUGGGGCUAUCAUUAUUGGGGUCUCAAACAUGCAUGAACUAGGGACUGGAACAACUGGAUGCAACCCUAAUAGGUACCACAAGAUCCCUAGGAAUCCCUACAAGCCUAACCACUUCACAGGUGGGAGCUCCAGUGGGUCAGCAGCAGCUGUAGCAGCAGGUCUCUGCCCGGUGGCUAUUGGCACAGAUGGAGGCGGCUCUGUGAGGAUUCCUGCUUCGUUAUGCGGUGUGGUGGGGCUGAAAGGUACGUUUGGGCGCAUCAGUUCUCAUGGCAGCUUGCCACUCUCCUACUCCACAGUCAGCGUAGGCCCUAUCUGUACCUCGGUGGCAGAUGCAGCCAUUGUUUACAGUAUCCUGGCUGAGCUGGAUCCACUCUAUCCGUAUGGACUGAAACAGCCCAAAGCAACCCUAUCUGAUAUGUGUGCUCCUGACCUGAAAGGCUUAAAACUGGGAGUGGACUGGACGUUUUUUAAGGCAUGUGAUGCUGAAGUCCUGUCCAUCUGUGAGAAAGCUGUGGAGCACCUGCAGAGUUUGGGAGCCAGCGUGGUUGCAGUGUCUCUUCCAGAGAUGGAGGAAGUGCGAGUAGCCCAUGUCAUCUGCAUUCUCAGUGAGAUGAGGGAUUUCCUGCAACCUGACUUCAAUAAACAUUACCAGGACAUGAAUUUGGACACUCGGGCUAACCUGGCCUUGGCUUCCCAGUUCACCGCUCUGGAUUAUAUUACGGCAAAUCGACAGAGAACUCGGAGCAUGAGAUUUUUGCGAGAGAUCUUCACCACUGUGAACUGUAUCCUUACACCAGCUGUUGCUUGCACUGCCCCAAGAAUCUAUGAAUCUGACCUCCUGACUGGCAGCAGCGAUUUGUCCUUCACAGCCCGGUCCAUGAGGUUCAUGCAGCUUGGUAACUUCACUGGGAUUCCAGGCCUUGUGGUCCCCAUUGGAUACUCUACUGCUGGGCUUCCCAUCAGCCUCCAGGUCAUGGCAAAAUGGUGGGAUGAAGCUGUUCUUCUGAGGAUUGGCCUGAAGCUAGAGCAGUUUCGUUACCAGACUAAAAAACCAUCCAUUUAUUACGACAUCCUCGCAUGA